Molecule: messenger RNA, 2829 nt
Organism: Oncorhynchus mykiss (rainbow trout)
Lineage: Eukaryota; Metazoa; Chordata; Actinopteri; Salmoniformes; Salmonidae
Biological process (GO): regulation of gene expression
Cellular component (GO): nucleus
Source: RefSeq, a predicted model, not a curated record
GAUGUGGAGUGUUGUUUUAAAAAAAAGUUUUUUUACAGUAAAAUAAUUUUGGACCAGUAGAUGGGGUCACAGCCAUAUGUUAUAUGUUUAAUCCCCCCCCCAAAAAAAAAUCGAGUUAACGUCUAUUUUUAUCCACAUGUAUGCUAUUGUAAUCUGUUUUACGUCAUACAUAUGCGUCGGCCGGAAGUUGAAUUUCCAUUGCCUCUUGUUUUUGUUCCCGGUUAGAUACUGUUCAGCAGCUGGGUUAGGUAAGCUUUUUGUGUUCGAAAUUGGCGAGAUAUUUGGUUAGUUUAAACAACUUUAAUAUCAAUUCAAACGGUGUUUGGACAAUUAACGCAGAGCCAUGUCUAAACGCGCUUCUUUUCACACACAACUGUCCUCCAUCAUGGAAAUACUGUCUAGAACCGCAAUGGCUCAUGUGUGUAAACUGGUUGACGACGAAUACACUGGAAUAUCUUUAGAAAAUGAGUCUCUCACUGAGAAAUUGCAUAAUCUGGAAAGUGAACUGACAAUUGUGAAAAGCACAGCUCCCAAGCUGGCUGGAAACUAUCGCUCUGUUGGUGUUCAAACUGGUGAAACUAUCACCAGAGUAGACAGAGGGCUAAACGGAUCCCCCACUAUCGAAGGAAUAUUUGGGAAGGAAUGGUGUCUUGAUCUAUGGAACCAUGGGGAUCCCAACAGCACAGAGAACAGUCCACAACACACUGCCAAAUCAACAGGGGUGCCUUCAGGCCAAGCUGAUGUUAAAGAGGAGGAUUUUGAGGUGGAAAUCAUAAACAGAGACCCACAGGAAAGACCAACAAUAAUUUUAGAUGGAGAUGACGACUUAGUGGACAAUGGAAGAGAAGGGCCCUCCAACGUGUAUCCAUCCUUUGAUUCCUUCCGGCAGGACAGGCCAGAGAGACGGGAUAAACAGGUACUGGAGAUGUCUACUACGGAUGUCUCCACAGGACACACUUUACGUUUCAUAUCCAUUGACGGAUUGGAGGAGGAAUAUGGCGAACAUGUCUUUCCCAUUGAGGACGAUGAGACAAAUGAGUUCCUACCAGACGAUACCGAGCUGUUGCCCAAUGAAGGACAAGAUGAACACAUCACAAAGCCAACAUAUGCAAAGAAGUCUUUAGCAAAGUCAAAAAGCAAAGCUGGGAAGACUUUCAGUUACUUUAACAGGUUUAACUUGCACUCCCAUAGUAAAUCCGACACAAACAAGUUAAGUUGUGUGAUUUGUAAGAAGACUUUCUUGCGGCAGAACCAUCUGACGAUGCAUAUGAAAUCUCACAAGUCACUGUACUGCAGUGUGUGUAAGAACUAUUAUCCUGGGAAAACUCAGCUCAAAAAACACAAAUGUGUUGCUCCCGAUUAUCUGGCCUCGAACACCUCAAAGUACUUUUGUCAUUACUGCGGCAAGUCUUUCAGCUGUCCGUCAAGCCUGAGGAUACACCACCUGGUGCACACUGGGGAGAGACCCCACACGUGCACUGUCUGCGGGAGAGGAUUCACACAGAAGGGCAAUCUGAAAUGUCACAUGCGCCUUCACACUGGUGAGAAACCGUUCAAAUGCCUCACAUGUGAAAUUGGUUUUACCCAGAAAGUAUACCUCACUCAGCACUUGGCCAAAGCUCACGGUCAAAAGGAAGAAAAUAAGAAAAAGAAGACGCAAGUGCACAAAUGUUCUAAGUGUCAGUUGUCUUUCGUCAAUCAGCAACUGCUCCAAACACACAUGGCUGUUCAUAAAAAUAAAUGAAGUAUUUUUGGUUGAUUGCAAUACUCUUGACUUAAAAGGACAAUCUACAGUUGCUUCAUCCAUUUUUGAAUCCAUAACUUAUUUAUGCCUCCCUCAUGAGCUUAGUUGAACUGUUGUACACCAUCAGAACCCAAAAUAAGCUUGUAAAUAAACACUUUACAUUUUAGUCAUUUAGCAGACGCUCUUAUCCAGAGCGACUAACAGGAGCAAUUAGGGUUAAGUUCCUUGCUCAAGGGCACAUCGACAGCUUUUUCAUCUUAUCAGCUCUGCGAUUUGAUCCAGUGACCUUUUGGUUACUGGCCCAACGCUCUCAGCCACUAGGCUACAUGCCACUCUAAAUAGCCUCAAAACAUGGUUAAAACUAUAAUUUUGGUAUGGAUGGUCAGUCCUUGCAUCCAUAGCUCUAUGAAUGAGUGGUUAGCCUACAUUUCUCAAGGCCCAGCACUCAGCUUUUUACUGAAACGGGUGGGGAGGCCUCUAUCUGAACUGCUGAUUACCCCUUUAAAGGAUUGUGUGUCUGCUCAAACUGGAGAACCAAAUACUGUCUAAUGUACGUCAUACUUCACAAUAUUGGCGCGACCUUAACCCAACGACCUUGUCAAGGGGUUCGGAUCUGGAUGCUGGACCUGGGAGUCCCCCCCCCCCCCAAAUACGCUACAAUAUGUUGUAGCCUUUAAGUGUAUUUUUUAUUACACUUAAUUUGUCUGAAUUAGCUAAAACACUAACAGGAUGUUUUAGGCGAUCUGGUAUGAUUUACCUACAAAAGAUAAAUUAUGAAGUUUUAUUUUAUGUGGUGCAUGAGUAUUGCACUAUUCAUAAGUACUGUAAUGUUCACUUACCACUGUUCUAUAUUUUAGGCUCAAGGAUUGAACCUGCCAAUGUUUGGUGCAAGAUGGCAGUUGGUACUGUAUCUGCAUUGUCCUCUGUAUACAUUGGUACAAUUGACAUAAGAUCUCAUGAAAUGUAUGUUUUCAAUUUCUGUUCCCAGCAGUGCAUUUUGUACAUAAUGCUUCCAUGAUUGUGUCAGUUGUUUUUCUGGAAUAUUUAUCUGCUGUAAACUUUCAUAAUUAAAGCAGCAUUAAGGG